GUGUAUGAGUGGGUGUGUGUGUGUGUGUGUGUGUGAGUGUAUGAGUGGGUGUGUGUGUGUGUGUGUGUGUGUGUGUGUGAGUGGGUGUGUGUUUGUGUAAUGAGUGGAUCGUCUCUCUCUCGCGGGCGGCAGCAGGAUGAGUCUCCUCGCGCAUCGGUCGCGUUAUUAACGGAUUUCUGUUUCUCGCGGCUCAUUUGCGCUUGUGUUACCGGAUGAAUAAACUCGUGAUUAAACGACACUGAGGAACCGAGACUGUGAUCAUUUUCAUCUUCAUCUGUCAUCAUCAUCAUCUCUGUGACUGGCGGGAUUUCAUCAAGCGGAUUCUCUCGCUGUCGGACUCUGAUUGAUUCGGUGUGUGUGUGUGUGUGUGUGUGUGUGUGUGUGUGUGUGUGUGUGUGUGUGUGUGUGUGUGUGUGUGUGUGUGAGAGAGAGAGUGAUGUAAUCCCGCGGCUCUGACGUCAUGUUCGUGUCGGUUUGGUACGCGAAGAAGAUGGGCCGAAGAUUCAUCAGUAACGUGCGCAGAGCCAAGAGAGAGAGACAGCGAGUGAUGAUGAACGGCAUGGAUGGAGACGUGGAAUAUGAGGAAAUCACUCUUGAGAGGGGUAACUCUGGUCUGGGCUUCAGUAUAGCUGGUGGGACUGAUAACCCUCAUAUAGGAGAUGAUCCCAGUAUCUUCAUCACUAAGAUCAUACCAGGAGGAGCGGCAGCACAGGACGGCAGACUGAGGGUGAACGACUGCAUUCUCUUCGUAAAUGAUGUUGACGUGAGAGAAGUCACUCAUAGUUUUGCGGUGGAGGCGCUGAAGGAGGCGGGGCCUAUUGUACGACUCUACGUGCUGCGGCACAAACCGCCUGCCGAAAAAAUCACCGAUAUUAAACUCAUCAAAGGCCCGAAAGGUUUGGGCUUCAGUAUUGCGGGUGGCGUGGGUAACCAGCACGUCCCGGGUGAUAACAGCAUCUACGUCACAAAGAUCAUUGAAGGCGGAGCUGCACAUAAAGACGGACGGCUGCAGAUUGGAGACAAAAUUCUUGCUGUGAAUAAUAUGUAUUUAGAGGAGGUGAUGCAUGAAGACGCUGUAGCAGCGCUGAAGAACACAGGAGAGAUUGUUUAUCUGAGAGUGGCCAAAACUCUGUUUCAUCCUCAACAACAUCAUCAAGAAACCUACAAUCCACCUGACAUCACCAGCUCGUAUUCUGCUCAUAUGGACAUGUCUGAUUACCCACAAGCCCUCAGUCCCUCAUCUCCACGCUGUUACUCUCCCAUUCCUAAAGCCCUGCUGAUGGAUGAUGACAUUCCCAGGGAGCCAAGGCGUGUGGUGAUUCUCAGGGGUUCUACAGGUUUGGGCUUUAAUAUCGUGGGCGGUGAGGAUGGUGAGGGAAUCUUCAUCUCGUUUAUUCUAGCGGGCGGAGCAGCAGAUCUGAGCGGAGAACUCAAGAAAGGAGAUCAAAUAUUGAGCGUGAAUGGCGUGGAUCUGCGUCAUGCGACUCAUGAACAGGCUGCAGCGGCGCUCAAGAACGCAGGGCAGACAGUCACUAUCAUUGCCCAGUACAGACCAGAGGAGUACAGCAGAUUUGAGGCGAAGAUUCAUGACUUGCGUGAACAGCUGAUGAACAGCAGUUUAGUUUCUGCAGCAGCGUCAUUACGGAGCGGAAAGAGAAGCUUCUUCAUCAGGGCUCUGUUUGACUAUGAUAAGACGUUAGACUGUGGCUUCCUCUCUCAGGCCGUGAGCUUCAGGUUUGGAGAUGUUCUGCAGGUGUUUGACUGCAGUGAUGAGGAAUGGUGGCAGGCCGCAAAAAUCUCUACACACGGAGAACUGGAGGAGACCGGAUACAUUCCCAGCAAGAGGAGAGUCGAAAGGAAGGAGUGGUCCCGUAUGAAGACCAGAGGCAGAGACGUCAUCGGUGGACGCAGUGAAUACAUUGUAAGCUACGAGACGGUGACACAGACUGAAGUGCACUAUGCGCGUCCCGUCAUUAUCCUCGGGCCGAGCAAGGAUCGUGUUAAUGAUGAUCUUCUGUCUGAGUUCCCGGACAAGUUCGGUUCAUGUGUUCCGCACACAACGCGACCGAAGCGUGACUAUGAGAUGGACGGACGCGAUUAUCACUUCGUGUCGUCACGGGAACAGAUGGAGAAAGACAUUCAGAGUCACAGAUUCAUCGAGGCCGGACAAUAUAACAGCCACCUGUAUGGGACCAGCGUCCAGAGCGUGAGACAGGUCGCAGAGCAGCAGGGGAAACACUGUAUUCUGGAUGUUUCUGCUAAUGCUGUGAGGAGAUUACAGGCUGCUCAACUUCACCCCAUCGCCAUCUUCAUCAGACCCUCCUCACUGCAGAAUAUACUAGAUAUAAGCAAACGUUUGACAGAAGAACAAGCGAGAAGAGCUUUAGACCGAGCCAUCAAACUAGAGCAAGACUUCAUCGAGUGUUUCUCAGCGAUCGUGGAAGGCGACAGCUUCGAGGAGAUCUACCAUCAUGUGAAGUCUGUGAUCGAGGAACAGUCUGGACCGUAUAUCUGGAUUCCAGCAAGAGAAAGACUGUAAAACACACACAACUGAAGACUUCCAGAAGAGAUGUGAUGAGAGAACAUGUCCGGUUCACAAUCAAAAACCAUUGUUGUGGUGAAAUGUGAGCUGGACAUGUUCUUGACAGGUUGAAAUUUCAUGGAAAUCAGUGGGACUUUGUCUAGUGUGUGUGUGUGUGUGUGUGUGUGUGUGUGUGUGUGUGUGUGUGUGUGUGUGUGUGUAUGAGCCACUGCUACUGAUGACAACUAUGAUAAUAAAGUGUUUAUAUGGGUGUUUUCAUGGUGAUUGUGAGCUCAGUGAGUGCAACACAAUGUCUGAGGCAAUAUAGACAUGAGCACUGGGCACUUUACUAACACACACACACACACACACACACACACAGGAAACACUGACGUGUGUGUGUGUCUCAUUGUGAUGUGUCUCUAUAGGGCUACAGUUUACUUAUAAUAAACACUAAACUGCACAGGGAGAGAAGUGUGUGUGUGUGUGUGUGUGUGUGUGUGUGUGUGUGUGUGUGUGUGUGUGUGUGUGUGUGUGUGUGUGUGUGUGUGUGUGUGUGAUUAAGAGCAUUAGAUUUCUUCUUUUGGUGACAGAGACAUUUUAUGAUUCAUGUGUGUGUGAGAACUGUUGUUGAUGAUUAUUAAUAUACUGUAUAUAUAUGAAUAUUCUACAGCUGUACAUACAGACUCAGAUAAUAUGAACCAAUGGGGCUUUAAACACAUAAACACUGCACUUCUCUGAGCCAAAACGACCCAUAAUCCACCUCACUGCCCAUACAAACAUACAUGACACACGUCUGUCAUUCCUGUCAAUACACGCUCUCAGUCUCAUUCAACCAAAGUGAUUUCUGCUUUAGUUUGUGUGAAUAUGACAUUUAAAUUCAGUUUGUCAUUGACUUUUACACAUUUACACUCAUUGAAGUGGCGAGGGGAAACAGUCGCUCUAUAUAAUGUGAAAUAAAUAUAUUUCCUGUUGUAAACUAGCUCUAAAAUACUCA
Molecule: messenger RNA, 3518 nt
Organism: Xyrauchen texanus (razorback sucker)
Lineage: Eukaryota; Metazoa; Chordata; Actinopteri; Cypriniformes; Catostomidae
Gene: dlg4b
Product: discs, large homolog 4b (Drosophila)
Exons: 18
Coding region: 461-2539 (692 amino acids)
Biological process (GO): chemical synaptic transmission; AMPA glutamate receptor clustering; postsynaptic neurotransmitter receptor diffusion trapping
Cellular component (GO): postsynaptic density membrane; neuromuscular junction; neuron projection
Molecular function (GO): kinase binding
Source: RefSeq, a predicted model, not a curated record